GAGCCGUCCUACUUGUGUUGGCAACUUGGCAGAAACGGAUGGAUUGUCUUGGUAGCUACUGAAAUUUUGUUUGGUUUCCAGUUCGUCCAUUCCUAAAAGGAAAAUUAUUGGUCAAUCUUCAACAAAUUAUUCGACCCGACCUUGCCCUACCCGGGCACACACCGGGCAGAGGCUCUAAUGAAAUACCUGCCUGCGCAUGCGUGAUCAGCGAAGCCUAAAUCGAAAGAUUGUCGUCUGCGAUUAAUUAAUUGAUCAGAUUAGAUUCGAUGGAUUGCUGUGUUUGUUAGAAUCUUAAAUAAUAAUAAAAUCAUAGAUUAUAAGGUAGACAGUGUUUAUCUAAGAAAAAAAAAGGUAUGCUAAGGACUAAGAGGAAAGUGCCUUCAUUGGUGGAUCUUUGUGUUAGUUUAGCAGUAGAGAAUGUCAAGUACCUAGGAGAUGUUGGAGAAACUGAUUUACAUCUUCUUGACCGCAUCUUACCUCAUUGUACAUUGGAUCAGCUGAUGCACAUCGAGAAGAGUACUGUUGGACGCGAUCUUAGUUCAGUAACUGAUAAGCUGUGGAAAACAUUUUAUGAGAAACAGUUCGGUGAGAGGAGUACUGAUCUUGUGAUUCAGAGGAUGAGGCAGAAGAAAGUUUCAUUUCGAUGGUUACAAUUAUACGAGGCAAAGCUGAAGGACAUUGCGGAGGCAGAGAACAAAUUAGCUGCUCGAAUCAGGCAACUAUACAAAAAAGAAGAUGACAGAAAACAAAGUCGACAAGUUCGUCUUUGCUCGAAGGUUCCACCUUCAAGCAAUAAAAGAAGCUUUUGCGGAGGAAGUGGACCUGGCUACAAUCUUUCCAACGGGAAGAGCAAUUUGAUGAAGAAGGCAAAAAUGGAUUUUCUGAAGAGUCGCGAGGUGCAAAAUAUUGCCGCCAUGAAGAAAAAUGCUCUGCAAAGGAAUAGCAGUUCGUCUUCCAUGAUGAAGCCACCGGGUAGCUUUCCUGGGAAAAGUUCUGCAUCUUCGAAUCCAAUGAAGCCCCGGGAGAGGAGAUUCUAGAAGCAUGAUGCUAUCCAACUCAAUUCUAGCAGCAUAUUAAAUGUAUGAUUUCCUUGCAAUAAGGGCCUUUACUCUUUUUUAUUUUGUGGGUAGAAGCAACAAAUUGAGAUUGAAAUGAUGUAUUUAUCAAUAAUUAGAUGGAUGUCUUUCUUUUUUUCCCCA
Populus trichocarpa (black cottonwood) is the source of this 1199-nucleotide messenger RNA. RefSeq lists its product as uncharacterized. The transcript is spliced from 9 exons. Gene Ontology annotation, cellular component: nucleus; elongin complex. Gene Ontology annotation, biological process: transcription elongation by RNA polymerase II. Lineage: Eukaryota; Viridiplantae; Streptophyta; Magnoliopsida; Malpighiales; Salicaceae. The coding region runs from base 354 to 1037 and encodes 227 amino acids. The record is from RefSeq and is a predicted model, not a curated record.